AUGCCCCGGUCAUUUCUUGUGGACUCGUUGAUUUUGCGUGAGGCCAGCGAGAAAGGGAGCGAGAACAACCCGCCACCGCCGCUACUGCCGUACACGGUGCAUCCACCUCACGCGCUCCACGGGCUGUCGGCGGCGGCGGCGGCGGCGGCCGCCGCGUCGUGCCACGCGCGCAAAGCUGGCUUGCUGUGCUUCUGUCCGCUGUGCAUGGCAGCCGCGGCGUCGCAGCAGCUCCACCCGGCUCCCCCGGCGCUCCCGCUGCUCAAGGCGGCGGCCGCGUUCCCGGCGGCUUUCGGCUCGCAGUGCUGCCCUUCCGCGCUCUCGCGGCAACACUCGCCCUCCAGCGGCGUGCACGUGAACCACGGCGCGGGACUUUACCAGAGCGCGUACCCGGUCGCGGACCCGCGGCAGUUCCACUGCAUGUCGCUCGAAAACAGCAACAGCCAACUCCAGAGCAGCAAGCGCAUGCGCACAGCGUUUACUAGCACGCAGCUCCUGGAGCUAGAACGCGAGUUCACCUCCAACAUGUACCUGUCUAGACUGCGGCGCAUUGAGAUCGCCACCUACCUGAACCUGUCUGAGAAACAGGUCAAGAUCUGGUUCCAGAACCGACGCGUCAAGCACAAGAAAGAAGGCAAGGGAGGUUCCCACAGAACAGGUUCUCUGCAUUGUAAGUGUUCAUCUGCACGCUGCUCUGAAGAAGAGGAUGACACACCCAUGUCACCUUCAUCAUCAGGGAAGGAGGACGCUGAUCUCUCUGUUAGCCCAUGA
This is a messenger RNA of Neoarius graeffei (lesser salmon catfish), 768 nucleotides long. It is a transcript of the gene gsx1, whose product is annotated as GS homeobox 1. Gene Ontology annotation, molecular function: DNA-binding transcription factor activity, RNA polymerase II-specific; sequence-specific double-stranded DNA binding. The transcript is spliced from 2 exons. The record is from RefSeq and is a predicted model, not a curated record. Bases 1 to 768 code for a protein of 255 amino acids. Gene Ontology annotation, cellular component: nucleus. Gene Ontology annotation, biological process: regulation of DNA-templated transcription. Lineage: Eukaryota; Metazoa; Chordata; Actinopteri; Siluriformes; Ariidae.